Messenger RNA from Rhododendron vialii, 2020 nucleotides. Its product is annotated as non-specific lipid transfer protein GPI-anchored 31-like. Gene Ontology annotation, molecular function: lipid binding. Bases 155 to 547 code for a protein of 130 amino acids. The record is from RefSeq and is a predicted model, not a curated record. Lineage: Eukaryota; Viridiplantae; Streptophyta; Magnoliopsida; Ericales; Ericaceae. Gene Ontology annotation, biological process: lipid transport. The transcript has 3 exons.
UAUUCUUUUCCUUCUCUCUCCGCAAUCUUCACAGUCCACGAGGAAUCCUCUCCUCUUCCCACCACUACAUAAAUAUCUCCCACUCUUUCAUUGCCAUUGCCAUCUUCACGACCUUUACCAACCAAAAAGAACCACUUCAUUCCCCCCAACAAAAAUGUCGACCGCCACCCGAAUCCUCAUCUCCAUCUUCGCCAUCUUUUCCGUCGCCGGCGCCGCCCACCACUCCGCUCCGCCGCCGGCGCCCGACUGCUCCACCGUGAUACUGAACCUGGUCGACUGCUUAUCCUACGUCACGAGCGGCAGCACGGUGAGCAAGCCGGAGGGGACGUGCUGCUCCGGGCUCAAGACGGUGUUGAAAACCAACGCGGACUGCCUGUGCGAGGCCUUCAAGAACAGCGCUCAGUUGGGUGUCACGUUGAAUGUCACCAAGGCCUUGGAUCUGCCCUCCGCGUGCCGUGUCUCCGCUCCUUCUAUCAGUAACUGUGUGAGUGUUGCCCCUGGUGGUGCUCCAGAUUUGCAGGGUAGCAAGAUGCAUGGGCUGAUCUAAACUUGUCACCUAUAAGGGCAACAGGAGAUUCCUGCAGCCAUGGUUAGAGGAAAUCCCCGUCCUUAGAUUAAUGUCCAUGGGAAUUUUUGGGCCUCUUUUACUUUGGAGGGUGAUACUAGGGCUCCCAUUAAAGAGAAAACGAAAAAGGCACUUGCACUCACACCCUUUCAUUCUCAUGUGUGGAGUUCGUGUACCUUUUGAUUUGGAGUAAGUUUGUCAUUUUUCCAUUAUGAGUAAUUUAGCAGGAGUGUAUUCUACUCAACACAAACAUAGGCCAAGUGUUCUUGGGGCCUGUAGGGUCGAAACCAUUUGGUAGUUCUAGUUAGGGAAUACAAAGCGCCAAAGUCACUGAAUAAAACAUUCUUCACAGAAAAGGAGCACUAGUGAGGUAACAAGCUUGUUAAGUUAGAGAAAAAACGGUGACCCGAGUUUUGGUUGUUGUAAAUAAGAAAAGGCGCCUAAACUUGUCCUACUCAUCUCACUGGUACAUCGGAGAAAUAACACCUAUAACAGUUGCUAGUUUAAGCCAUGGUUGAACAAUGCCACGGUUUUUUUUCUGUAGCAUUCUUGUCUUUUAGAAUCUUGGUAACUAUGACUUUUCAUAAACAACUAUUGAUUCACAAUUUGUGAUGGAUAAAAUUGAACGUUUCACUGCCCCAUCACUGAUUUUCUAUUCAAGUUAGUUUUCACUUUUACACAUUUUAGGAUGAUGCAAAGGUUUUUUUUUUUCUCCCUUGUAAAGGGGGUGCCUUGUUAGCUCAUGCUCUUAGCCACGUUAACAAGUGAAUACUGAUUAUACUUUUACAUUCCAGACAAGAUGGGGUAGGUAAAGAAUGCACAACUUUUUGUUGCUUUGAUUUGAUAACGUUAGGCCUUAAGGCAAUAAAGACACGCAUUUCUUUUUCCAUAUCAAGAUUCAAGACUCUCGUAAAAUCAAAAUAAGGUGCAUGGUGUUCAUACUGUAGGUUUUUGACUCCAUCAACAUAAUGGCAUACAUGCUUCCCACCUAAGGAAAAAAGAACAAUUUCUACUUCCAUUCUGACUAGUGCUUUGCUUAUCAAAAAAGAUUGCUUCCAAUCCCAUCGCCCGUUUUGAGUUUAUUUACCUUUAAUCCAAGCAUAGAGUUGGAAUUUAAUUUUGUUCAUCCUCCUUAGAAGGGGGUGAACAUUACCCUCAUUUUUCUAUUGGUUGAAAUGGUGUAGAUCCCACCACAAAGUGAUAUCAUGCUUAUCAAAAAGUGUAUUGUAGGGGCGGGAUCUACACUAUUUCAAUCAAUAAGAGGGAGAGUAUGAACAAAAUUAUGAACAAAAUUGCACUCAGUUGCCUCAGUUUUAGAGGCGCCAGAAUGUAAAGUCACCCUCCCUAAAAGCUAUCAUAAGCACUCCCCGAAAUGAGGAUAGAUUAGAAGCUGGUCCUUGUCUUUCUGUCCAAGCAAAUCUAUUUGCAUUAGUAGAAUAAUCUAUUAUAUGUUUG